GAGUAAGAAAACUUAAAAGUUCUACAAUUGAAACGACACAGUGUAUAAAAAAUAUGCUUGCAUGGGUACAUCCCAUAAGUGAUGGUCACGCUUGUCAAUGAGAAACAACUUGCAACAACGUAAAAUAAAACAAACAUGAUCAUUUGGAGUGGCGCGUGUGAGCCACGCAACACUCCAAUUUGUGUGAAAAAGGCAUCGUUGAGAUCACCCCAAACAACAGUCCUUGCUUCAAAUGCAACAAAUUUGGGAGCAAUUCCACUUCAACAUUAACAUCAACAACACAAUACUAAUCAUAAUCAAUCUCCCAUUAAUAACAAUUGAAAAAAACGACUAUGGGAAGUGCCAAUGUUGCAUCAACACUUGUCUACAUGGCAGAGAGGUGCACUUCCAUGCGAUACCUCAAGCUCAUCCACGCUCACGCCUACCGCACGUGCCUCCACCAACACACGGUUGUUCUUGGUAAGCUCUUCCGCUUCGUCGCCGUGUCUCCAUUCGGUGAUUUAUCCUACGCCCACAACAUGUUCGACCAAAUGCCCCAUCCAUCCACCUUCUUCUACAACAUCCUUAUCCGAGCCCAUUCUCACUCCACUACCCCAUCCUUCUCCACCCUCUUCUUCAACCGCAUGAGGCAAAAUGGUGUUGCCCCAGAUGAAUUUUCCUUCACCUUCUUGCUCAAGUCACGCUCUUUCACUACCCCUUUCGUCUACGACACACACGGAGCCGUUUUCAAGUUUGGUUUUUCCCGCCACUUGCACGUUCAGAACACGUUGAUACACUUGUAUGCCGUUGGAGGAGUGACCCUUUCGGCUGGUAGGGUUUUUGAGGAUGCACUUAAAGUUGGUUUGGAUGUCGAUGUUGUGUCUUGGUCCGGGUUGCUUGUUGCACACGUACGAGCUGGUGAAUUGGAUGUUGCACGGAAAAUAUUUGAUGAAAUGCCUCUGAGAGAUGUGGUUUCAUGGACUACCAUGUUGUCGGGUUAUUCGCAGGCUAAGCGGCCCCGUGAGGCGUUGGCAUUGUUUCAGGAGAUGAGGUUUGCCGGAGUGUGGCCAGAUGAGGUUACUGUGUUGAGUGUGAUUACCGCUUGCGCGGAAUUAGGUGACGGGGAAAUGGGUAGGAUGGUGCAUCGGUUUGUUGAUGAGAAUGGGUUUGGAUGGAUGGUUGCACUCUGCAAUGCUCUCAUUGAUAUGUAUGGGAAGUGUGGAUGCUUGGAGGAGGCGUGGUGCGUGUUUCAUAGGAUGAAGAGGAAGAGCUUGAUCACGUGGAACGCAAUGAUGAUGGUGUGUGCAAAUCACGGGAACGCUGAUGAUGCAUUCAGAUUGUUUGAAUGGAUGAUUGAUUCUAGGGUUGUGCCUGAUGGGGUGACAGUGCUGGCACUUCUUGUUGCGUAUGCUCAUAAGGGGUUGAUUGACGAAGGAAUCAGAUUGUUUGAGAGCAUGCAGAGGGACUAUGGUGUGGAACCUAGAAUUGAGCAUUAUGGUGCUGUGGUGGAUAUGUUAGGACGUUCGGGUAGAUUACAGGAGGCACAUGAUCUGCUUACAAGCAUGCCAAUUCCAAGCAAUGAUGUUAUUUGGGGAGCAUUACUUGGAGCCUGCAGGAUUUAUGGUGAUGUUGACAUGGGGGAAAAGGUUAUAAAGAAGUUGUUGGAGUUGAAACCAAAUGAAGGGGGAUACUAUAUACUCCUCCGUGAUAUCUAUGUCGCUGCAGGCAGGACUGUAGAAGCCAAUGAGAUGAGGCAAGCCAUGUUAGCUAGUGGAGCAAGGAAAACUCCUGGCUAUAGUUGGGUGGAAGCAUGAACUUUAGGUGUGCCUACACAUCAAUGAUUAUGCUAGGCAAUAUGAUGCCUCAGUGCAGGGUGUGCACUUAUGCAGUAUAGGUGUCUGCAAGGAAUCUUUUACAUCUCUGAUUUUGUCACUAUAUUGUUGAUACAAAGAAGAAAACCAUGGAGCAGUUUGUUUGGAAUCAUUGUUAGAUCGCUUUAAUAACUUAUAUUGUCAGACUUUGUCUAGUGACUACAGAUGGGUUGUCGGUUGACAAGCUUGCAAAAUCACGGUGCUGAUCGAUGUGUCAGGAAAUCUGUUCCAUCUCAACUGUUGAAUUUUCCUCUUCCCUCUAAGUGGAAAUGCAACCUCUGAAUAGUUCUGGUCUUGACAAUCAAGGUCAGAAGGGUUUCUUUUCAAAUGACUUUUCUGGACUGCAUAAUCUUCAGGUGUGCCAGCUGCACUACAUGGAUUAUCUGAUUGUUGUAUUAUACGAAUUCCCUUUUACGCGCUAUUUUGCUUCUUGGUACUUACACACCAAAGCCAUCUAUAUUUUUGUGAUGGUUUUGUGUACAUUCCUUUAUAUGUGUUAAUUCAUGAAAUUUUCUUUGAUGAUUAAUUGAUUAUUUAAAGAGUGCGGAAUAGCAAGGCAUUCAAUAUCACUAUUUCGUUAUUAUUUUUUUUAUUCUGUAGGAUAUUAUUUUCUUUCAGGCUGUUUAUUACACAGCUAUACUGAUGUCUGGUGAGCUAAGCUUUCACAAUUGUAUUUGACCUUGGAUUUUUGUACUUGAACCUAAAUAUAUAAAAUUACCUUAUCUGAGCUUGAGUUAA
This is a messenger RNA of Cicer arietinum (chickpea), 2588 nucleotides long. RefSeq names its product pentatricopeptide repeat-containing protein At5g06540-like. The record is from RefSeq and is a predicted model, not a curated record. NCBI's taxonomy places the organism in Eukaryota, Viridiplantae, Streptophyta, Magnoliopsida, Fabales, Fabaceae. Gene Ontology annotation, biological process: RNA modification. Gene Ontology annotation, molecular function: RNA binding; protein binding.